Molecule: messenger RNA, 8451 nt
Organism: Heterocephalus glaber (naked mole-rat)
Lineage: Eukaryota; Metazoa; Chordata; Mammalia; Rodentia; Bathyergidae
Gene: Slc9a7
Product: solute carrier family 9 member A7
Biological process (GO): proton transmembrane transport; sodium ion import across plasma membrane; regulation of intracellular pH
Cellular component (GO): plasma membrane; recycling endosome
Molecular function (GO): potassium:proton antiporter activity; sodium:proton antiporter activity
Source: RefSeq, a predicted model, not a curated record
CGAGCGGGAGGAGGAGCUGCGGCGGCUGCGGCCACUCGGGCAGGUCAGCGGCGCAGCGGGAACCCGCCGACGGCGCGGGCUGCUGCUCCCCCAGCGGACGAGGCACGGGCGGCCCAGGGACCAUGGAGCCUGGUGACGCAGCGCACCCUGGCCCGUGGCAGGCUGUCCGGGCACUGCCGCCGCGGCUGCUACUGCUGCCGCUGCUCCCGCUGCUCCUGGGUCGGGGGCUGCGUGCAGGGGCUGCGGCCUCCUCUGCUAGGGCGGAGGCCGAGGACAGUAGCGCCAUGGAGGAACUCGCAACUGAAAAGGAGGCGGAGGAGAGCCACCGGCAGGACAGCGUGAGCCUGCUCACCUUCAUCCUGCUGCUCACCCUCACCAUCCUCACCAUCUGGCUCUUCAAGCACCGCCGGGUGCGCUUCCUGCACGAGACCGGACUGGCCAUGAUCUACGGGCUCAUCGUUGGGGUGAUCUUGAGGUAUGGCACUCCUGCCACCAGUGGCCAUGACAAGUCACUCAGCUGUACUCAAGAAGACAGAGCCUUCAGCACCUUAUUAGUGAAUGUCAGUGGGAAGUUCUUUGAAUACACUCUGAAAGGAGAAAUCAGCCCUGGGAAGGUCAACAGUGUAGAGCAGAAUGACAUGCUGCGGAAGGUAACAUUUGACCCAGAGGUGUUUUUCAACAUUUUGUUACCUCCAAUUAUUUUCCAUGCUGGAUACAGUUUAAAGAAGAGACACUUUUUCAGAAAUCUUGGAUCUAUUCUGGCCUAUGCCUUCUUGGGGACUGCUGUUUCUUGCUUCAUUAUUGGAAAUCUCAUGUAUGGUGUGGUGAAGCUCAUGAAGAUUGUGGGGCAACUCUCUGAUAAAUUUUAUUACACAGAUUGUCUCUUUUUUGGAGCAAUUAUCUCUGCUACUGAUCCAGUGACCGUGCUGGCUAUAUUUAAUGAACUGCAUGCAGAUGUGGAUCUUUAUGCACUUCUGUUUGGAGAGAGCGUCCUAAAUGAUGCUGUUGCCAUUGUACUGUCUUCGUCUAUUGUUGCCUACCAACCAGCAGGGUUGAACACUCAUGCCUUUGAUGCAGCUGCCUUUUUUAAGUCAGUUGGCAUUUUUCUAGGUAUAUUUAGUGGCUCUUUUACCAUGGGAGCUGUGACUGGUGUUGUGACUGCUCUGGUGACCAAGUUUACCAAGCUGCACUGCUUUCCCCUGCUAGAGACAGCACUCUUCUUCCUGAUGUCCUGGAGCACAUUCCUCUUGGCAGAAGCAUGUGGAUUUACAGGUGUUGUAGCAGUCCUUUUCUGUGGAAUCACACAAGCUCAUUAUACCUACAACAAUCUGUCAGUAGAAUCAAGAAGUCGCACCAAACAGCUGUUUGAGGUGCUGCACUUUCUGGCAGAAAACUUCAUCUUCUCCUACAUGGGCCUGGCGCUGUUUACCUUCCAGAAGCACGUCUUCAGCCCCAUCUUCAUCAUUGGCGCUUUUGUUGCUAUCUUCCUGGGCAGAGCUGCGCAUAUCUACCCACUCUCCUUCUUCCUCAACUUGGGCAGAAGACAUAGGAUUGGCUGGAAUUUUCAACACAUGAUGAUGUUUUCAGGCCUCAGGGGGGCGAUGGCAUUUGCAUUGGCCAUCCGGGACACAGCAUCCUAUGCUCGCCAGAUGAUGUUCACAACCACCCUCCUCGUUGUCUUCUUCACUGUCUGGAUCAUUGGUGGAGGCACGACACCCAUGUUGUCAUGGCUUAAUAUAAGAGUUGGCGUAGAGGAACCCUCCGAAGAGGACCAGAAUGAACACCGCUGGCAGUAUUUCAGAGUUGGUGUUGACCCAGAUCAAGACCCACCGCCUAACAACGACAGCUUUCAAGUCUUACAAGGGGAUGGCCCAGAUUCUGUUGGAGGAAACCGGACAAAGCAGGAGAGUGCAUGGAUAUUCAGGCUAUGGUAUAGCUUUGACCACAAUUACUUGAAACCCACCCUCACACACAGCGGCCCCCCACUAACCAGCACUCUGCCUGCCUGGUGUGGCUUGCUAGCUCGAUGUCUGACCAGUCCCCAGGUGUAUGACAACCAAGAACCACUGAGAGAGGAAGACUCUGAUUUCAUCCUGACUGAGGGUGACCUCACCUUGACCUACGGAGACAGCACACUGACUGCGAAUGGCUCCUCGGGCUCCCACACAGCCUCCACGAGUCUUGAGGGUGGUCGGAGAACAAAGAGCAGCUCGGAGGAAGUGCUGGAUCGAGACCUGGGAAUGGGAGACCAGAAGGUUUCCAGCCGGGGAACGCCCCUUGUUUUCCCUCUGCAGGAAAAUGCAUGAUUUUCCCCUAAACUCAGAAGUAGUGGGGUCAGCCUCUGUGGGGAGGGGUUGAGGAUGGCUGCAACCCCAGUGUUGUUUGAGGUGAGGCAUUGACUGGAUUGAAGUAAUGGUUCUAUUUUAUCAGGGUCUGAAGCUAUCUUAACACUGAAAAUUUAAUCCAAGAUGCAGACAGUGAAGAUACAGUGUCUGUUAGACCUAUUCCCACUUUUUCACAUAGUAGUGCGCUGUUUUGGAGUUAAGCAAACAAAAACAUAGCAUGCUUUAAUGGUCUCUUAAUUCAUCAGCCUGCAGCAUCUGUCCAAGGUUGGGCAGGUAUUGGGGAUUCUGACCAGGACAGGCGUCAGCCCCCCUACUCAGCAGUGCCCGUCUAGCUGGCUGGAGAAAUGCCAAGUAAAGGGAGAACAUGCUAGAAGAUAGACCAUGAAGGAAGGCAGCUGAGGUUGGAGCUCCAAGAAUUCUGUGAUACUAGUGUAAAGCGGGACAGAAAAAGCUGUUUGACUGGAGGCUCUGGGAGUGAAGAGAAGGCUACACAACUGCAUCCUUCUAUCUGGACUCCUGAGUCUCUGCUACCUGUGUUUCUUCUAGAUUGAAGAGUAGAAAAUAUAUUGUGAACAUUUCAAUAUGGGGGGGAGGGAGUAUAGUUCCUUCUCUGGAAACCUCCAUAAGGAAGAAGUUAUGAAAUGUUUAAAACCAAAGGCAAAUAGUGUUACACUGUUGUUUUUUAAAAUUAAUCUGAGGACAGGAGGUAUUUAGAAACUGAUAGUAUCGCUGCAGAAAUCAUUCAACUUUUGAGGGCUACCAUGUGAGCUGACUGGGAAAUGAUUAGUAGCAUUGAGUUAUCUACUGUGGAGGUACAGGUGACACCAACAUUUGUAAGAUGCUUAUAUCUAGGGAAAAGAAAGCAACAAGAAACUGAAGAGGCAAUAGGCUAGUAUUCAGAGGGGAAAAACUCUGAUUGAAAAAUUACCUGCAAAGAAAAUACAAUAUAGGAGUCUCAAGACCGGGUCAAACUUUGAUUCCAAACUUUGAGCCGAUACAUGCAUGUGAUUUCAGUGGCCACACAAGAAGCUGGAGGCAAGGCAGUGGACUGUUAAGCAUUAUUUGACCCAGCAGAAAAUUCUAUCUUCUGUAAGAUUAGGAAUCCACACGUUUUGAUACCAAGUGCCACACAGAGAGGAGUCAUUUUCUUGGUAUCUGGGGAGGCUCUUGCACUACCUUAAUGUGUGGAUGUAGUUUGAAAUUUAGGUAUUUAGUUAGGGUUCUUUUGGGGUAUGUUAUUCUACCUGCCCACACCUGUAAUAAGUGAAAUACUGAGAACGGUUGGGAAAAGUUUUGGGUCUCCCUUCCCCCGUCUUUGUGCUUCAGCAUUAGCAUUUUUGGAAAUUCAGCGUCUUAAAAAAAUGCUUUCAUAAUAUGCUGGCAUUUUUCUCCUCAUAGCAGAUGAAAUAAUAUCCCAGUCUAGCACCUCCGUGAUGAAAUCGGGCAUUUAACCUUCUCAACACACAUUUUUAAUGGUUAGAUUUUCCCCUUAGAGACAGGGAGGUCUUGCUGUAUUGCCUAGGUUGGUCCUAAUCCCCUGGGCUCAAGUGAUCCUCCUGCCUCAGCCUCUUGAGUAAGCUGGGACUGCAAGUGUGCAACAUGAUUCCUGGCUAAUUAUUAUUUUUUAAACUAAGACAUAGCGUCACAGCUUUCUGUGUUUGAAUCAGUAGUUUGUACAAAUAAAAAAUUUAAUGAUGUUGAGCCAUGUGAAAUUGCUAAUAUUCAACUAUUUUUAAAACUCAGAUGGCAGUUUCAUAUACAUCAAUAUAAUAUAAUUGAAUGAAUCUUAUUUGCCUUUUUCCUUUUUUUUUUUUUUUUUUUCUUUUUGGUAGGUGCUGGGGAUCGAACUCAUGACCUUGCACUUGCAAGGCAGGUGGUGGAACCACUGAGCUAAAUCCCCGGCCCCUUGCCUCUUUCCUUUCUAUCUACAAUAAAGUCCAUUUUUUAUUUUAUGGUCAUCUGUGGGCUUUGUAAGUUUGAAAAGCCCUAAACAACCUACUUAACUCCAUCAGGCCUCAGUGUCGCUAGGGCAGAGAAAGACUUCAGAAGACCUGCACCCUACAGUCAGAAAAAGAACUUUCUUAAAGAGCCCCUGGAAGGAAGGCUGUUGGGUUGAAGGGUCAGAUUGCAGACAGCAGCUGACAGGCAUGACAGAAUCUUGGAGUUGUGUGUAUGUGCUCAGCCCCAAAGCCAGCACAUGAGUAUUUAUUUAGUAGUUAUUUUAGCAAUGGCCAGUCAUGCUGUAUAAGCUUAAAAGGUGACACAUAUUUUUGUGAAUUGUUGUUUUUGAUUUUAAGGUAGGGGUCUCACUAAGUAUCCCAGGCUGUACUUGAACUCGUGAUCUCCGGCCUCAACCUCCCAAGUAGCUGGGAUUAUAGGUGUGCACCACUGCCCCUAGCUUGUUUGGUUUUUUGAAGGGAUAGAGGAAGGAAUGUCAACCACAGGUUGACACUCUGUGGUUGGUCUCUAUAAAGCCUUGCUUAUAUGUUGCUUAAUUUUGGAGGGAAAACGCUAAUAGAAAAGCCAUGAUAAUUGUUCUUGUACAAAGCCAACCAGGUAGGAUAUACCCUGUCUUCAUCUCAAGCUUUUGUCCUUUUGGAUUCCUAGGAAGCUUUCAGCAGAUUAUAAGAAAUUAACCCCUUAGGAAAGAAAAAUAACUACUAUGCUUCUCAGCCUAGUCUUAGGUCAAUCCAUAGAUGGUUAUGUUUUUCCCCAGAGGGUCUUGUAGUCUUCAUUGCAAACCAUUUAUUCUGACCUACCUAAGUAUAACUAAAUGCAGAUCUGCCAAGACCAAAACUAGGGUUGUAAUUAUUUGAUUAAGUCUUUUAUGCAAUGGAUCAAUGUAAGUCACUUUGACCUGUUGUCCUCACUUUUGUCCACAAGAUGGGAGAACACUUUGAACUUACCAGGGGUCCUGGGUAGAUCAGUCUAUUUGUUGAAAUGGUUUCACAUCCAGAAGCCUUAUGCCUAGGCUGUGUGGAGAAAAGUAGGGUGCCACGAAGUCCAGGAACCAUCCAACUCAAGGCCAACCAUCUGCUGUCAGUCUGGCUUAAAAAACAGACUUAAAAGUGCUAAGUUGUGUGCAUCCAACUAAACAAAGUUCUUCUGAGAGUCAUCCCCAGUCAAGUUGUUCUGGCUUGAGGAGGGUGACAGUUCAGUAUGGUAGGAUGUUCUAGAGGAAAGGUUCUGAAUUCUGGGUGCACAUUAGGAUCACCUGGCCAGCUUUUAAAAAAACAUUAUAAACUUGACACAAGGGCAUCAAGCUCUGAGACUGGGAUUCAGUAGCUUUGGGUUGGGGCGUGGCGCCUAUGCUCUGGUUUAGAACUUCAGAGGUCCUCAUGUGCAGCCAAAGCUGAAAGCCUUUUGGUUAGAGCUUGUAGUGAACCCUAUUUGAAACUUUAAAGAAUGGCUUAGCAAAUUAAGGGUUUGGUUUUUAAUUGUUAGUCAUGAGGGACAAACUGAGUAUUGAUCAGUAACAGAGCCUAGGCAGCUGUAAGAGAGUUUCACGCUAACCUUUGCGGAACUCAGGAACAUACUCCAUAAAGUACAACUGCACAGGUCACAUUUGAGAAACUUAGAGCUUUUGAGAGAGAAGGGUGACUUGAGUAUAUGUAUGAGGAGAAUUUAAAAUGUCAUCUUCAUUCCCAUUUGUGAGGGGAAAAUGUAGGGUUUGUCAUAAUUGUUGACUAAUCAAACAUGAAGGUUUCUGGGAAGUGAUCUUUGAAAUUUAACAUGGAAUUAAGUUAGCAGUCCCUUUUGUGGUCAGACUUGUUCUUUUGUUUGUCCCCAUGCCUAAAUUCAUGUUGGCUUUCUUAGAAUAAGAGUAGGCCCAUUUACUGCCAGAGCACAGGGAAAGGUUAUGAUCAUCUUGCUAUCACAUGGUGGCAGUGGUAUACCUACAACAGAAGAUAAAAACCCUUAUUCUUUUUAAUAAUACUCUUUGCAGAAACCAUAAGAAAACCUAAACAUUCCUAGAUAAGGAUUUUUGAAAUUUAAAUAUGGCUAGGAAAUAAGCAUGGGAAGGACAUAUGGACUGACAUCCAGGGUAUUCACAGGGGUGGCCAGACAAAUGAAUAUUGAUGCCUUGAAGCCAAAAAUCACACUGUGAAAUCAAAUGUCUCAUCAAGUAAACAGCAGGAAGCUCUUUAGGCUGUGUUCUCUAGACUCACAAAUGUCCUCUGUGGUCUGGUUGACAAAUGAAACCUCUUUAGAAAAAAUGCAAAGUGUUAUCUCAGCUGUCUAUGAACAUUUCAGUUCAGGGCAAAUAAUUAAUUUCUUCCAAAACAGAGCUCUGUUUCCAUGGCCCCACACCAUCUCAUUCCCUUUCCUUGUCUUCGGUGGAAGUUAAUGUAAUCAUGCCAGAUUCAAUGUAAACCACCACCAAUGCAUUUAGGGAAGAUUGGUAGCAAGGCAAUUGAGCAACUCAUCAGAGGUAAAAGUCAUCUACUUGGAAACCUGUCUUGUCCCCACUGUGAGUUCUAAGAGGUAUAUCAAAAAGCUGACUAUCUUGUUCAUUGUAAAAUGUAAACUGGAAUGAGGGUACCUGCUAAGUAUAUGCCUUCUUAUUCCACCUCAGAAGUGAGGGAGCUUGACAAACUUUCACCCCUGCCUUUUGAUGUUGAUUCUGUAGGUCAUUUAGUGCAGGCAGGAAUCUGUCAUAUACAUUAGACUGGUAUUAUUGAGUUCUGGUCUCUUUUGUUGUUCUUUAAGUGAUAUUCGCUUGCUAGUGUCAACUGCUGCAUUCUGAUACAGUAAGUUUUAAAGGUAUCUAGUGGCCAUGAAUCAUAAUUUAGGAACGACCCAUCUGAAUGCUGCUUUCACUACUCUGAUACCUGAAAAGACCUUCCUCCUUUUUCAAACCUAGUAAGAGCAACAUAUUAGAGAAUACUGUACAAAUGAAUGCUAGUGUCUAACCAGGAAAAGGAAGUAUACUCUUUGACAGUCCUUUCAAAAUAAGACCUAGAUAAACAAACUAUUCCUUUUUCAGUUUCAGUUUUCAUACUUUUAAAAAAAGUAGCAAACAUACCUUGUCUUGUCACCCAGUGGUAGUAAAAGUUGUAAAAAACAAAACCAAAGUUUUUGGUGUUAGUUUUAUUUUGUAAGCAGGGUAUAUUACAACUAUGGCCCAGAGGGAAAAGCACAGGCAGCCAGUUCUUGGCCACCUGAGCCUUGGGGAAGAUGAGAAGGGAGGUCUGUCUGCUGUACUACCUUUUAAAAAUGCGAGCUUAACAGAGUUGCCAAAUGUCACAGUCAACUGUCAACUCCUAGCCCUCAGAAAGUUGUCUGGGCCUGAAAAGGACUGUAAACAGCAUGAAGCACUUAACAUCUACUAUCUAAAGCACUUUUACCAUCCAGGUGUUACUGGAUGACUAACUUCAUGGACAUUUAGGGGCUGACUUUUGUCGUGUUUAUUCCCAUUGUGGGCUUUGAAGAAGCAGAGGAAUGAUUUUCAGUUAUGUGGAUCCUAAAUGUGUGGAUUUAUAAUUUCUCACUGAAAUCACUCAUUCAUCUAAAGUGUGACUUCAUAUUCAGGUCAGCUCCUUGUAGAUUAUCUUUUUAUUUUUUACAUAAAGUACAUCUAAUACUUAUUUGAAAGUGUCCAUUAAAAUCAUCAAAGGGGAAGGCCACCAAGAUUCAUUUAAUGUGUGAAAAACAAUUUUUUAAAGUAGAAUAAGAUGAAUUUAACAUGGAAUGAUGUGAUCUUCGGGGAACUUUUUAUAGAGGGCUUACAUAUUGUAUUUGGGGAGAAUUUUGUCUUCUACUUCCAUUCAACAGUAGCAAACUGGUGGUUUUAUAAGAUUAACAUAGUAUGUUAUAUAAACAUGUUAUAUAAAAUGACAUUAAAGUAUGUUAUAACUGUGAAAAAUUAAAGACUUGGAGUUAUCCGCAACUUUUAUGUGCAAUAAGGAAAACUGCAGUAGGCCCCCAAAGUGCUAUCUUUCCUUAGCAUUUUGCUUAAUGUUUGCCUUUGUAUAGAUGUUUACAUUGCUAUUGUAAAACCAGCCAUGUGUUUUCCUGCCCUUUACUGAUAUUGAACACAUUUUCACGUUUUCUCAAAGCUUUUUUUUUUUUUACAAAACUGAAAAUAAAAUGAUUAACUAGCUGA